UUCAAGAAAACAAAUAAUGGCAUAUCAAAGUGAAAGUAUAAAGGGAAUUAAAAUAAGAGUAUUUAAUUGGAUGCAAAACAUGAUUAAAAAUCGUGUUAUUAUUCAUAAUCAUCACCAAUUAGGGUCAUCAUCGAGAUUCGGGUUUUUAGUUUUAAGGGUAACGAAUCGAAUUAGGAUCGUUAGACCUCGAACUUGUGACUCUGAGAAACGUGGAGGACAAUUCAAAAAGACAACUUUUAAGAAAAGUGUUCAACUUUUGAAGAUUUGUGAAACUCCGGAGGAAUUUGUUGAAAGUAUUGAUUUUGCUUUAAGGUUAUCGAAUUUAUUCUUUAAAGACACGACUCCACAUUUAGCUAACGCGAUUUAUGAUUAUCUAUCGAGUAGCUUUGGUAAAAAUUUGAACAUUUGGAGUAAUGUGGAUGAUGAGUUUAGCAAAAUUGUUGUGGCUAUAGAUGUUGACAUGGAAAGUGGAAGAUUUGAAAUCUCGUCAAAAAGUUGUGAUGAUAUUUGUAAAUUUCGAAUAACAGAUUUGUACGAAACGCUGAUAAAUGAUGAUGACAAUAACGAGGAGAACAAAGGUGAAUUUUGUUUACAAGUUGAUGGGGUUAGAAAAAAGAGAAAAAUUGAUAUGCAAAUACUUGAAGUGGAGUAUACUUUUGAUGAUCGCGACGUUCAAGAUAUUUUGGAUACUUUAUUGGAUUUUUUGACCAAAAAAAAAGGAUUUAAUAACAAGAUCGAGGCUUUUGAUGGGAAAAAACAAGAAUUUAUUGAACUGAAAAGCGGAUUGAAAAUUACGAAACUGAAAAAAGAGAAUGUCAUAAAUUUUGAAUUGGGAGAUAUAUGUCCGGUUUGUUUUGAGAUUUUUGAAGAAAAAUCCAUUAUCGUGAUUACUCCUUGUUCACAUAUAUUUCAUAGAAGUUGCUUAUUUACGUGGCUAUCGGAAAAUAACACGUGUCCUAUAUGUAGAAAAGAUUGCGAUGUAUAA
This is a messenger RNA of Solanum lycopersicum (tomato), 985 nucleotides long. RefSeq lists its product as uncharacterized. Gene Ontology annotation, molecular function: zinc ion binding. The record is from RefSeq and is a predicted model, not a curated record. Lineage: Eukaryota; Viridiplantae; Streptophyta; Magnoliopsida; Solanales; Solanaceae.